UAUAACUAAAAGUUAAUUGUCAUCGUGUUCAAUAGAUGGCUAAGUCCAUGGCAAACUUGUUUUCAUGUGUUCUUCUGGUUUCAGUUUUUGUGUUUGCGGUGACAAUUGAAGUGGGUGAAGGUCGACAAUGUCACGAGACUUUGUCUAAUUAUUUGUGUGAGAGAGUUGACUUGUGUCAAUCGAUAUGUGAACAUCGUCACGGAGGGAUUGAAACAGCUUGGCAGCAUGGAUCUUAUUUGCGGGUACCAAACCCGACCCAACUCGGUCGGGUAGGGUUGCCAACCCGAUCCGCUGUGGGUAAGGUUGGGCACGGAGCAGGUUGGCCUGCGGAGCGAGUAAGGUAGGAUCGGAUACCCGUGGGUUGAGCGCGAAUAGAGUUAGAGUUGGAUAUUUCUCAACUCGCGAGUAAGAUAGGAUUGAGUGUUAG
Molecule: messenger RNA, 427 nt
Organism: Arachis stenosperma
Lineage: Eukaryota; Viridiplantae; Streptophyta; Magnoliopsida; Fabales; Fabaceae
Exons: 4
Coding region: 36-344 (102 amino acids)
Source: RefSeq, a predicted model, not a curated record